GCUGCAAGACCUUACCCACGUAAAAUAGAAGAGACAGUGGGGUCUCUGUAAGAAGUAUAAAUACUGGGUUCGAGUCUUACUGAGUAUAUAUCAUGUCGGAUUAUAAAACGCGUUCUCAAGACACUGGCAAAUCAAAUCGUAUUGCUUUGAUAAAAAAGUCUGACGGAAAUCAGCUGUUUAAAAAUGAAAAAUACGAUGCAGCCAUUAUAAAGUACACAGAAGGAUUAUUAUAUGCAAAACCUAACACAAUAGAGAAUGGUACAGACAGGAAUUUUGAAGAUUCCAUGAUAGUUACGUUGUAUUCGAAUCGCUCUGCAUGUUGGUUUCAUUUAAAGAAAUAUGAAUACUGUGUAUGUGAUAUUCAAAGAGCAUUUUUUCAUGGUGGAUGUAAUACUAAUAUUUAUUCAAAACUUGUUUCAAGACUAGUAUGGUCAUAUUGGUACAUUGGUGACUUCUCUAAAUGCGAAUCAACUUUGACCAAGUGGAAAGAUGGAAUUGGUCAUGAGUUGCAAGACAAGUUAAAAAAAGUAAAUAGAAACAAAGAAACAAAAUUUGAAUGGAGAGAAUAUAUUGUAAGGAGAAAAGAAAAGAAAAAAGGUUCAAAUCUGAACAAUGAAAACAAAUCAGUAAGAAAUCUCUCCGCUAAAGUUAAGAUGAACAUAACUCCCCAGAAAGGUCGUCAUUACUUUACCACAUUCAACACGGAAACCAAUGAGUGCCUUUUAGAAGAAGUUGCUUAUUUAGGAGUUUUAAAUCCGGAAUUUUUUUCCACACAUUGCAGUUACUGUUUAACACCUUGUAAAUCAAGUGGGAUACCAUGUCUGGGUUGUUCAUGCACUAUAUAUUGUGAUGAACAAUGCAGAAUAUCAGCAUGGAAGAUUUAUCAUUGGAUGGAAUGUUCAGUAAUUCCUAUGCUUGCUAUAAAGUGUAUGGAAUUACGUGUUGCCGUUCGUGCAUUACUAACCGGUGCUUAUGAGCUUGGGGAAACUCCCCAACAUGAUACAACUCAUACUUGUACUUCUAUAGCAAAGCAUAUUUAUCAAUCUAGAAACAGUUGUGCAGAUUGUUCUGAACCAGUAGGCACAGACCCCAAAGAUGGUGUUUAUAAAUGUGAUUACUGGAGUAUUUUCUGUCUUAAAACGUCAUCUUGUGUAGAAAAAAACAGUGAUUUUAAAAAUGACUGUUCUUGGUUUUGUAUGUUAGUUUCAACAAUAAGAUCUGAGGUUUUUGGUGAAGAAGAAAAUAGAGCCAAAGAUGAUGUUGCCUCUUUAAAAGAACUCUUACAGGAAAUAUUUAAUAGUCUAAACCUGAAGUAUUUAUGCGAAAAUCCAAAUUUUGACAUGGACUUUUUCAGAAAUCGCAUUAAAACUAUUUCUGAAAUGAAAUCACUUUCAAAAAUGUCAAAUGUCAUGACAAAAAUCGAACCUGGCCAACUUACUUCCAUGGGUGAGGUGAUAGAAUAUUUAUUACACCGGCACUAUUUACAAGUUCCAAUUAAUGGACAAAGCAUAUCUUUUGUCACUGAAGAACUGUGUGAUAAUGUAACUGUCACUAGGAGAGACAUUGUUGCUUCUGCUUUCUUCCCAACUAUGAGUAUGAUGAAUCAUAGUUGCGAUUGUAACACAGAUGCUCUGUUUAAUGGUAGCACUGUGACUUUUAGGUCAAACCAGUUUAUUCCGGUUGGAGCCGAAAUCACACAUUGUUAUGGGCCAUCUGUAUUCCAUGCCUCAUUUGAAGAAAGACAGAAAACUCUCAAGGAAAAUUAUUCUUUUGAUUGUGAUUGUACACCAUGUGCCAUGCACAAAUCAGGCAACACUGAUAAGGAGGCUCUUCAUACACAACUAAGAGCAAUGAAAUGUAAACACUGUUGUGGGCCUGUGGAAUUAAUUAAUAAAGAAAGCUCAGUUUUGGGCAAAUGCAUUGAUAUGGCUUGUCAGAAGACUGAAGACUACACGAAAGAAAAAGAUACUUGUAUAAUGUUAAAGAAACGAAUGGACAGAACCCUAUUGCAAGAAUCAAAAGGUGAAAUAACAAUAAAAGCAGCCGUAAAAAAAUUAGAAGAAAUUUCAACAUUACUUGAAAAUGUGGUUUACAAAAACAAUUUUACUCGUGCAAAAGUUUGGGACAAGUUAUCUUUUUUAUUGUGCAAAAUCCAGGACUACGCAAAAGCUGUGUCAAUUCUAGAGCAAAGCAUAAAACUGGUUGCGUUAAAAUUUGGCCCCAAAAGUGUCCAUACAGCUCGACAAAUAUUUUCUCUGACUUCAAUUCAUUUCAUGCUAUCUAAUUACUCUCAGGCAGCGUUUUAUCUCAGGAAAUGUGAACCAAUUUUUUCACGUUUUUGCACACCUGGUAGUAAAGACUAUGAAGACAUGGUUAAUUUGAAACAAUGUUUAAAAACUUUGAAAGUAUAUUGAGUUAAAAAUUACAGUUAUGAUUUAAUGUCAAAUAAGACUUUUGCGUCAUUUUUUGUUUCUACUUUAAUUUUGCUGCUAUUUUUUCCUUUUUCCAUUGAAAUUUAAACUGAAAAACUGCCUUUUUUAUAUAUACUUUUUUUAAUUUUUCUACUGUUAUAUUAGAAAUGCAUUUGAAUUAAAGUUUUUCAAAUACUGCAUGUUUAUAAAUGUACACACCUUUUACCUCUUACCAGGUAUUUAAAUAUUAGGUUGUAGGAUCUGAAACUCUGCAUUUUGAUUAAUAAUGCAAGAAAAAAUAUGGUUAUUUUACGCCCAUUUAUUCUGAGGUUGGCAAAAACUGACACUACACAUAUUUUGUCAAAAUGCCUGAAAAAUAGGACUACUAAUUACUGCACUACACGUACAAUUUCAUUUUCAAUGAACAAAAACAAGAAAAAUGCUGAAAAAAACAAUAUCGUUGUUAAACAAGAAGAGGAAAUUGUCCGAAUACAAGAGAAAAGUGUGGACUGGAACAGAUGGAAACAUUCAUGGAAAUAUUUUAACAUGAUAAUGAAGAAUAAGUUUGCAUCUGCACAUGACCACGCGCUGGCGGCAAGGAGCACGAAAGAGGAUCAGAUUAUCUACUACUUUCGUAACUCUGGGGAGCUUGAGAACUGGUACAUAAUGACAGAUGAAGAUGUAGGGGCUCGGAGCUGGGCUGAAUUGGUUCAAGGCCCGAAUGAGAUGACUGCUGCAUUCCGUGGUUACCUUAAUAACACCCCACCAAAAGAUUAUGUAAUAUC
Molecule: messenger RNA, 3196 nt
Organism: Ciona intestinalis (vase tunicate)
Lineage: Eukaryota; Metazoa; Chordata; Ascidiacea; Phlebobranchia; Cionidae
Source: RefSeq, a predicted model, not a curated record